AUGACGACACUGACAAGUCUUCCACACGAUGCUUUGUACCGUGUCCUAUGCUUUCUCUCUGUUCGCGAAAUCAUCUGCCUUCGACUGGUGUGCAAAGACCUUCGUGACUUGACAUUCCACACGGCUAUAUGGCAUGAUGCGUAUAAACACGCAAAACUCCCUCGUCCCCUAGGACCGCUCGACUCUCAGUCUCGCGAGUUCUUAGAGAACACCCUCGUCAAAAGCACUCAAGUUGGCGUCAAGUGGAACAAGCAAGCUCUAACGAUAACUUCCAAGGCGACUUGGUUCGAGCCCGAGUGGUCAGCCUUGCAAGGAGACCAUUGGGAAGUGGUGUCUGGGUUAUGGCUCGUUAUCCCGCACAUCAGCGGCCCAGACAUCCUGUGCUAUGAUCUGAAACGCGGGCUGCGCCACGUCGUAUACCACACUAAUAUCGCUCAGAUCCUAUCGUUCAAGAGCACGAUUUCUGAGGCACCAGACGGAGGAUGUAUCAUGCAUGCUAUCGUCAUGGAAAGCGCCCGCAGCAACGCGUCGUUCUCACAUAAACUGCUCUCCAUUCGUUUUUCUGCUGAUGGUCCAUUAUUGGAAUUCUCCAUGGUGAUUUCUGGCGAUGUAAUCGGAAUGGGAAUGUCGCAACUAUCUGCUGCGAAGCGCUUGUUGUGCAUGAGCGAUCAUUUGACUGGUACUCUGAACUUGGCAGUGGAUACCCACACCCGCGUCCUGUACCGCUUUCCACCACCAAGCUCUAUCAUUGAGCCCACAUUCGCCAUAACUUGCAUGCAAGAGACAUACCUGAAGCGUCUCAUUGCCACUGAAACUCAUAUUCUCGCAAUGUUUACCCCUCUCACUAUUGUCAGCCAGCUCAAUGAGGGAGGAAACUCUCGUGUGCUCAUUCAGGCGUUCGCUCUCCCGCCUAUGGGAACCACCACCGAAUCCUCACCCACCCUUCAACUCACCCACGAAGGACAUUGCUAUCUCGAUAUCGAACGUGUUUCGCUUCUGUGCGACUCUAUGACCAACGCCGUCACAGGGCAUACCCAGAUCAAAUUCCUCACACAUUACAUGAGACUUAACCUGACGAAGUACUUUGCUCACCGAGUAACGUUAUCCCCUCCUCUGCUAGGGCAGAAGUUGGGGAAUAUCUCUCUUUCCACCGACCAGCUUUUCUCUGUUCCUGGUUAUGCUAACACCAUGAAGUUUACCACAUCCUUUGAUGGGCACGCGCGCGGUAUCUGCGUUCUCCAUAACGAGAGGGACGGGACAGAAUUCUACGGAUUUACGAUCGACGCUAGCAGCAUGGAUCAGCCCUGUUCAGGCAUCGUUGGCCCAGGGGUCGAUAUCAAAGAGGUUGAAGCGACAGAGUCGUACCCCUCGUCUUUGAGGAUGACCUGGAAUGUGAAACUAGCAUUUGACGGCAACUUGGGUAGGAUCUGUUAUAGGAAGCGGGGCGAAGAAGGACGGAAUGUACUUGCCAUAGUAGAUUUGGCUUAG
Messenger RNA from Suillus clintonianus, 1488 nucleotides. RefSeq lists its product as uncharacterized. The transcript is spliced from 4 exons. Gene Ontology annotation, molecular function: protein binding. The record is from RefSeq and is a predicted model, not a curated record. Lineage: Eukaryota; Fungi; Basidiomycota; Agaricomycetes; Boletales; Suillaceae. The coding region runs from base 1 to 1488 and encodes 495 amino acids.